UUCCUCACCAAGGCCCGGUCCUCUUUGGGACGCGGCAGUGUGACUAGCUCUCCCCGGGCAGUAAACUUGUUCCUGUGAGAGGGAAAUUGAUUAAGCCCAAGUGUGUGUUGCACUUUUCAGGGCACCCAGGCGCAUGAAAGCUCCAGUGGACUCUCCUGGAAAGGAGAACAUGCCCCCCAAGUCUCUUUGCAACCUCUCCCAGACCGCGGACGAGAAUCCCAGCGGCUUGGUUCCCGGGGUGUAUGAGCGGGACUUCCUGCCCGCCUCCGACGGGACCAGCGCCAAGUUCGCGAUCCGCUGGGUGAUCCCGUCCCUCCACCUGCUCAUCAUCACCGUGGGCUUGCUGGGCAACAUCGUGCUGGUGAAGAUCUUCAUCACCAACAGCGCCAUGAGGAGCGUCCCCAACAUCUUCAUCUCUAACCUGGCCGCCGGGGACUUGCUGCUGCUGCUCACCUGCGUCCCGGUGGAUGCCUCGCGCUACUUCUUUGAUGAGUGGAUGUUCGGGAAGGUGGGCUGCAAACUGAUCCCGGUCAUCCAGCUCACCUCCGUGGGGGUUUCCGUGUUCACUCUCACUGCCCUCAGCGCCGACAGGUACAGAGCCAUUGUCAAUCCCAUGGACAUCCAGACGUCCGGAGCGGUGCUGCGGGCCUCUGUGAAGGCGGUGGGGAUCUGGGUGGUCUCCGUGCUGCUGGCGGUUCCGGAAGCCGUGUUUUCGGAAGUGACGCGCAUCGAUAGCUUGGAAGAUGGCAACUUUACGGCAUGUAUACCCUACCCUCAGACGGAUGAAUUACACCCAAAGAUUCAUUCAGUGCUCAUCUUCUUGGUCUAUUUCCUCAUACCACUUGCUGUUAUUAGCGUUUAUUAUUAUCAUAUUGCAAAGACCUUAAUUAAAAGUGCACAUAAUCUUCCUGGAGAAUACAAUGAACAUACUAAAAAACAGAUGGAAACACGGAAGCGCCUGGCUAAAAUUGUGCUGGUCUUUGUGGGCUGCUUUGUCUUCUGUUGGUUUCCAAAUCACAUUCUCUACAUGUACAGGUCUUUCAAUUAUAAUGAGAUUGACCCGUCUCUAGGCCACAUGAUUGUCACCUUACUUGCCCGUAUUCUGAGCUUUUGCAAUUCUUGUGUCAAUCCAUUUGCUCUUUAUCUACUCAGCAAAAGCUUCAGGAGGCAUUUCAAUAGCCAGCUCUGCUGUAGGAGGAAGUCCUAUCAAGAGAGAUCAACCAGCUACCUUCCCAGCUCUUCUGCAGUGCGUAUGACAUCUCUGAAAAGCAAUGCUAAGAACAUGAUGACCAAUUCAGUUUUACUAAAUGGGCACAGCAUGAAGCAGGAAAUGGCAUUGUGAUUUGAGCCAUUUGGUGGAAAGAACUUACUCACCUUUCUAUCUCUGUUGAGUGAGCAGAAAGAAACAAUUUCCUCAUUCUUACUAUUUCUCAGCUAAUUCAUGAGGUGAUUUCAGGACUGACUCAGAAAAGGCAAGACAAACACAGCUAGCAUUCUUCUCUGAACAGGACUUUAAAUUACAUUGAAAAAUGUAUAGCUCACAUUAAAAGUCAUCCAAGAUGCAGUUCUACAUGUGUAUAAAUUAAUAU
Ailuropoda melanoleuca (giant panda) is the source of this 1589-nucleotide messenger RNA. It is a transcript of the gene NMBR, whose product is annotated as neuromedin B receptor. The transcript is spliced from 3 exons. NCBI's taxonomy places the organism in Eukaryota, Metazoa, Chordata, Mammalia, Carnivora, Ursidae. Gene Ontology annotation, cellular component: plasma membrane. Gene Ontology annotation, molecular function: bombesin receptor activity. The record is from RefSeq and is a predicted model, not a curated record. The coding region runs from base 134 to 1342 and encodes 402 amino acids. Gene Ontology annotation, biological process: bombesin receptor signaling pathway.